This is a messenger RNA of Oncorhynchus gorbuscha (pink salmon), 2043 nucleotides long. RefSeq names its product GTPase IMAP family member 7-like. NCBI's taxonomy places the organism in Eukaryota, Metazoa, Chordata, Actinopteri, Salmoniformes, Salmonidae. The record is from RefSeq and is a predicted model, not a curated record. Gene Ontology annotation, molecular function: GTP binding.
ACAGAGAAUGUGCUCACGUGAGAUUCGAUUUUUUGGAAGCUCGAGCAAGUAUGCCAUGAACAUAUUGAUUCGAAUGUUGAUGCAUAAUUCGCAUUUUAAGAAGUCAGCCUACUUUACUUUUUGUUUCACUGCAUCAAAAGACACUACAAAAACGUAGCAGGCUAAAACCGGCUUGUCUUGAAGAGCAUUGACUGUACGGCUACGCCCUGAAGACUGCAGAAGCACACAGCACAGACUGGUCCUUCUUCUAAUGAGUCAGGACGUAGGCACGAGGAAGUUGACUAGCGUUCAUACUAAAUACGGCAAUAAUAUCUGGCAAUAUCUCACAAUCAAGAGAUGGCAUCAGGUCCCCCACAAACAGAGCUGAGGCUGGUUCUGCUCGGCGGGACAAGAGCAGGACAGAGUGCAGCUGGAAACGCCAUACUGGGCCGCCAGGCUUUCAUUACCCAGACUGCCAGUGAGCCAGCUGUCACUCAAGAAUGUGAGAAGACUGCAGGGAGAUGGGUAUCAGUAGUAGUCGCCCAAGACUGGUUCUGCUCAGAGCGCCCCCCGGAGGAGGUGAGGCACCAUGUCUCCUCUUGCGUGGCCCUGUCGGCCCCGGGGCCUCAUGCCUUCCUGCUGUGUGUCCCUGUGGACCGGCCGGCUGACAUGGAGCUGCGGGCCCUGGAGGCCCUGGAGAAAGUUUUUGGCCCCACUGCAGUCAGUGGACACACUCUGGUCCUCUUUACCCACACAGACCAGAUGGUUCUGGGACAACAGCUGGACGAGUACAUCGCCACCAGACGCAAAGACCUACUGGAGCUGGUGGUGACGUGUGGAGACCGCUAUCACUCUCUGGAGAGGAGGAGUAGAGGAGAGAAGGAUGAGAGGAAGAGUGUGGAAGAGCUGCUGGAGAAGGUUGAACAGACUGUAAAAGAGAGCGGGGUGGAGUUCUACAGCUGCCCCCUCUACCAGGAGGCUGAGGCCAGGGUGAGAGAGAAGCAGGCAGAGAUAGUGUGGCAGAGAAGAGGGGAAGAGGAGCUAAAUGAAGAGGUGCCCUCCUCAGCCUCACCUCCAGAGGAAGAGCUAGACGAUGAAGAGAUGGCAAGAGUUAGGGAGGAGGCAGAGAGGAGUGUGCACAACCUGAACAUAGACACCGAGGGUAUUGCCUCUCUUUCUCCUGCCUCCUCUCCCUCAUUUCUCUUGUCCUUGUGGCAGGGAUUGACAGGGUGGCUGAGGAGGCUGCCCAAGAUGCUGAGGAUGGAGUCUCUGCUGGGGGCUUUCGUUGGCCUGUUCGUAGGUGGGCCCGUUGGGCGGAUGCUGGGGGCCACUGUGGGCUCAGUAGCCACUGAAGUGGGGAGAAGGAAGACUCUGAAGACAGAAAAAAACAAAUAAUGGCAAUGGGAUACAUAUCUCCAGUUAUUAACAUUUCACAAUGUUUCAACUCCAUAUUCAUCAUCUCCAGCACCAACCCAAUAUCAACAUAUGUGUAAGUUGCGUAUUUCUGUUUUGUAGUAAAAAAAUAUUGAGAAAGAUGUUUCCAAUGACAUCAUCAACCAUUUUGUAUUUAAUGCCUACUCACAAGUAGUCAGAAUCAUCUUCCUCUUUAUUUUUUACUUCAAAACAACACACCAUUUUCACAAAUGUUGAUGUUGAGGUGGUGCUGGAAAUGGUAAAUAUGAAGUAGAACAAUUUUAGUUUCCAUUUGUUAUUUCACUGCACUUAUAUUUUAUUGAGCUUUGUGCAAUUGACUUGUAUUUGACCAACGUACAGUCCUCACAAUACUUGUUAUAAUAUUUGUUGUUUGGCUGGUCAUAUUUUCACCAAUUAUUAUAGAAGGUUUACUAAAAACUACAAGUAAUGGGGAAAUUACAUACACAAUCCACUUGGUGGAGACAUUGACCAAAACAUUGAAGUUGAACAUUAAAUAUUUGAGCUCAACUGGAAACACAUACCUUACUGCUAACUGAAGGAAAUAUAAUACCAUUUCUAAGGCAGUUUGUUCUGUCCUGUAUAUGUCACACAGUUGAUACUUUUAAAGCAUACAAUUACACAUUUCCCUCA